This is a messenger RNA of Stylophora pistillata, 602 nucleotides long. RefSeq lists its product as uncharacterized. Gene Ontology annotation, cellular component: membrane. NCBI's taxonomy places the organism in Eukaryota, Metazoa, Cnidaria, Anthozoa, Scleractinia, Pocilloporidae. The record is from RefSeq and is a predicted model, not a curated record. Gene Ontology annotation, molecular function: protein binding; calcium channel activity; calcium ion binding. Gene Ontology annotation, biological process: detection of mechanical stimulus.
UCAAAAACUCCAUAAUGAAAAGUGUGUCAAGUAUUGAAGUAAGUAAUUUACAAUCCUUGACUCAAGUGACGUCUGUGAUCGCACGAGCGACACUGGAACCUAGCGAAGUGACCUCUGAUACGCAGGAUCUUGCUCUGCAAGCCUUAAAAUCUAUGACGUCAUUGUUACGAAGCAAGACCAAUGAAGAUUAUGGUUCAGAGUCCGUCCUAGUUGAACAAGGUGGGGAAAACUUGGUACUGAGUCUGGGUAACAUUCUUAACUCUGCUUCUCAGAAGGCGAGUGUGAUCGAUAAAAAAGCGGAGACAUCGGAAACGCAGUCCAAGAGUGAAAACGUCUCCAAAGACACAGCGAAACUUAUUGAUGAUGUAAGCGUUGCACUCCUAUCCAAAAUGCUCGUGGAUCAGGAGCCUAACCGCGUACAAACACAGUCCUUGAGUAUGGUACUUAACAGACUCAGUCCCAGAUCAUUGGAAACAGCAACAAAUUUUACAGACGAUCCUUCUGUAGGGGAGUUCAAAUUUGCCUUCAGCGCCAUAACCGAUGAGAAAGCGAGAGAUGCUGAGUAUAUCGACAGUGUGAGGGCGAAGAUUGACACCUACUAG